AUGGCGGCGUGCGCCGGCGCGUCCGGCGCCGGGCGGCCGCUGGUCAUGAUGGCCGUGCUCGGCGUGCUCUGGGGCGGCGCCUGCUUCGGGUUCAACGGCAUCAAGCGCGUGCUGCUCAUCGAGGGCCUCUUCCUCGACGCCUGCGACGGCGGCGAGGCGCGCUGCGGCGCCCAGCUCGACCGCCUCGACUUCGCGUGGACGUUCUCCUCGAGCAUGCUCAACGUCUUCGCGAUCGUCAACGGCUGCGCGAUCGACGCGCUGGGCCUGCGGCGCGUCUGCUUCCUGAGCGGCGGCCUGCUGGGCCUCGGCGCGGUGUGCUUCGGCUUGGUCGUGACGCGCGCGCGGCUCGAGUACCUGCUCGCGUACGCGUACUUCGCGCUCGUCGAAUCGGGCAUGCUCCUGAGCUUCGGCGGCCUGUCGCUCCAGGGCGCGGAGGGGUCCGUCGCGCUCUGCGGCCGCGUCUUCGACGUCAAGGUCGUCGCGGCGCCGGUCAUGGAGACGGCCUUCGCGCUCGGGACGCUCGUGUUCCCGCUGCUCGGGCUCGCGUACGACGCCGCGCCGUCCUGUGCGCCGUCGCUCGGCGUCGCGGGGCUCCACUGCGUCUACUUCGGGUGCUGCGCGGCGCUCAUCGCGGCCUGCGGCUGCGCCGUGGCGCCGCGGCCCCUGCGGCGGCCCGCGCGCGACGUCGCCGCGGCGCUGGACCGGCGCGCGCUCUGCUUCGUCCUCGCGGCGUCGCUCGCCGUCGGCGCGAACAUCACGCAGCAGGGCUACUACGUGGCGACGUUCAGCGAGCAGGCGGCCUGGCACGGCCGGCCCGAGACCCUCGGGGCGCUACUGGACUGGGGCUUCCCGGCCCUCGCGCUGCCGUCGCUCGUCGUCGUCGCGCGCCUGGAGGAGCGGUGGCACGACGGCGGCUUCGAGCGGACGUGCGGCCACGGCUACGCCGCGCUGGCGCUCGCCCAGGUCAUCUGGGGCGUGUUGAGCGCCGCGCGCGACUGGCGGUUGCAGAUCGGCGCCGUCGCGCUCUUCGUGCCCGCGCGGCUCCUCGGGUUCGUGCACCUCUACGAGUCCGUGGGCUUCUUCUUCCCGCCGGAGCACUUCGGCGUCGUCGCGGGCACGUGCGCGUCCGUCGGCGGCCUGGCCGCCGCCGUCGCGUCGGAGUGCCUGAAGCGGUGGCUCCACGCGUCGGGCGGCGACCCGCGGCGGCCGAACCUGGCCCUCGCGGCCGCGCUCGCGGCGCUGAACCUGGCCGCGGGCGCCGCGGCGCCGCGCGCGCGGCUCGGGCGCCGCGGCGCCGCGGCGUCGCCGCGGACGCCGGUCUACAACCCGGUGCACUUCGACGACGACGGGCCCGGCUCCAAGGACGCGGGCCUCGAGCUCGCGGACGCCGUCGCGCGGAGCCCCGCGGCCGCGGCGCCGACGCCCGUCGCCGCGCUCGACUUCGGCGAAUCGGCGCCGGCGCGGGACUCGGCCGUCGCGUCCUACGCCGACGAGUCGGAGCUCUACGACUGCCUCUCGCACACCCCCCGCGACAUCAUGAUGACGACGAUUCCCCGACUUCUCCUCGCCGCGACCUUCCUGGCGUCGGCGGACGCCUUUGGGAUUUUCAUCCCGCCGGAGGCGCCCGAGGAGAUGGUCGCGACCACUACGGCGGCGCCCCCCGUGGAGGAGCCCUGCCCCGUGGACAUGGCCGCGCGGCGUGCGCGGCCCGAUUGCCCGACGGAGGCGCCGACGGAGGCGCCGACGGCCCUCGGGGCCGAAGAGGUCGUCGCGGCGACGACGACGACGUCCCUCUUCGAGACGACCGCGCCGACGGCGGCGGCGUGCUCCCUCAACAUCACGAGCAUCGGCGUCGACGGCGCGUGCUUCGCCGACGUGCCCUGCGAGCUCCUCUGGGAGUACCGCGGCGGCGACGACGCGUGCGUCAACGUGACCUCGACGCUCACGAACGUCCCCGGGGGCCCGCGGCGGUCCCUGGAGAACGUGGGCCAGGCCACGCAGGUCCUCAUCGGGAACGCGGCGCUCGACGAGUACACGCUCGAGCUCGCGUGCGACGACGACUCCUGCGCGCCCGACUCCGUCGACUUCCGGGUCCUCCACGCGGCCGCGCCGACGGCCAAGCCGUCCAACGCGCCGACGCCCGGCCCUUCGGUCGAGCCGUCCCCGAGGCCGUCGGACGCGCCCACGGCCGCGCCGACGCCGCUGCCCGGCAACCCGUCGGCCGCGCCGGCGAAGCCGACGUUCACGAGCGCGAAGAUCAGGCCCGACGUCGCCGCGAGCUGGCCCGGGUCGGCCUUGUACGCGUCGCCGAGCAUCGCGCCGGACGCGAGGAAGUAG
Aureococcus anophagefferens is the source of this 2337-nucleotide messenger RNA. RefSeq lists its product as hypothetical. Bases 1 to 2337 code for a protein of 778 amino acids. The record is from RefSeq and is a predicted model, not a curated record. Lineage: Eukaryota; Pelagophyceae; Pelagomonadales; Pelagomonadaceae. The transcript has 5 exons.